Molecule: messenger RNA, 2907 nt
Organism: Lynx canadensis (Canada lynx)
Lineage: Eukaryota; Metazoa; Chordata; Mammalia; Carnivora; Felidae
Gene: BTNL9
Product: butyrophilin like 9
Exons: 11
Coding region: 197-1819 (540 amino acids)
Biological process (GO): T cell receptor signaling pathway; regulation of cytokine production
Cellular component (GO): external side of plasma membrane
Molecular function (GO): signaling receptor binding
Source: RefSeq, a predicted model, not a curated record
GGGUGGGUAAUUCUGUCACAGAUGAGUUGGUCCCCUGAACUUAACUACCAGCUCAUGUCCAGGGGACCUUAGUAUCUGAGACCAAGACAUUUUACUACAGUCAUGUCUUUUGCAGGGAGCUAAGAUCACCAGGAAUCAUCUGCCAUUCCAGACCCCUUGCUGCUUCCUGCCAGGUGGCCCCCACUGCCAAGAAGAAAUGGUGGAUUUCCCAGUCUUGCCAGACUUCUCCCAGCAAGUACCUCUGUCCAACAAUCUCUUCUUAUUCACACAUCUCCUUCUUCUUCUUUGGCCUGGAGAGAUGAACUCAGAGGAGGUCAGUGUGGUAGGCCCUGGGGAAUCCAUCCUGGCACUUGUGGGGGAAGAAGUGGAGUUCUCAUGCCACUUGUCACCAUACCUGGAUGCUGAGGAUAUGGAGAUCCGCUGGUUCCGGAGUCGGACCUCUGAAGUGGUCCACCUGUACCAGGGGCGGCAGGAGCUCUACAGCCAGCAGAUGGUGCAGUUCCAGAACAGGACCAAACUCCUCAAAGAUGAUAUCAUGGAUGGUAGUGUGAACCUGCAACUCCUUGGCAUCAUUCCUGCUGAUGAGGGCCUGUAUGGGUGCCGUUUCCUCUCCAGCAACUUCUCUAGGGAAGCAGUCUGGGAGCUGGAGGUAGCAGGGAUGGGCUCAGACCCUCACAUCUCCCUUGAGGGCUUCAAGGAUGGAGGCAUUCAGCUGAAGUGCAGUUCCAGUGGCUGGUACCCCAAGCCCCAGGCUCAGUGGAAAGAUCAUAAAGGACAGUGCCUGCCUCCAAAGAUGGAAGCCAUAGUCCAGGAUGCCCAGGGCCUGUUCAAUCUGGAAACAUCUGUGAUUGUUCAAGGGGGUGCCCACAGUAAUGUGUCCUGCUCCAUCCAGAACUCUCUCCUGAUACAGAAGAAAGAGUUCACCAUCCAGAUAGCAGAUGCAUUUUUACCCGGAACCUCACCCUGGAAGAGAGCUUUCCUUGGGUCUCUGGUGGGACUGCCAUUCCUGCUGGCUUUUCUCUUGACGCUGGCGCUGUACUUCUUUCAGAAGGAACGUAGGUCCCAAGAAAAGUUGAAGGAGCAGGCUGAGAAGGACAAAGGGAGACUCACAGAAGAGCUGGGGAAGCUUCAGACAGAGCUUGACUGGAGAAGGGCUGAAGGCCAGGCUGAGUGGAGAGCAGCCCAACAAUAUGCAGUGCAUGUAACCCUAGAUCCGGCCUCGGCGCACCGCAGCCUGGUGGUCUCCGAGGAUGGCAAGAGCGUGUCCUCUUGCGCAGCAGUGUCCGGCUCUGUGGCGGGGGACCAGCAGCGGUUCUCUGAGCAGACGUGCGUGCUGAGCUGUGAGCGCUUCUCAGCUGGCCGACACUACUGGGAAGUGUAUGUGGGACGGCGCAGCCGCUGGUUCCUGGGUGUGUGUCUGGCUGCAGUUCCCCGCUUGGAGCCAGUGCGCCUAAGCCCGGCCAGCGGUUACUGGGUGAUGGGGCUGUGGAACCACUGUGAGUACUUCGUCCUGGACCCACACCGCAUCCCGCUCACCCUGCGCGUGCCGCCCCGGCGCGUGGGCAUCUUCCUGGACUGGGAGGCAGGAAAACUGUCCUUCUUCAACGUGUCCGACGGCUCCCACAUCUUCACCUUUACCGACACCUUCUCAGGCACGCUCUGUGCGUAUUUCAGGCCCAGAGCUCACGACGGUGGUGAACACCCGGAUCCCCUAACCAUCUGUCCAUUGCCUAUUAGGGGGACACAAGACCUGGAAGAGGAUGACCAUGACACUUGGUUACAGCCCUAUGAGCCCACAGAUCCCACCCUGGGCCUAUAGUGAGGCAAUCUUUUGCCUGCGGGUCUGGGUCUUUGGCGGCUUCCUGGAUACUUUUUGCUCUCCCGCUUCUACGGAGGAAGCAUCACAAAAAUGUCAGCAAAGGCUAAAGACUCAGCACAGCAGAAAGGGAACAAAAAGAGGAACCUUUGCUUAUAGGUGUGUGUAUACACAUAUAUACAUAUAAAUACACACACACACACACACACACACACAAUUUUCUUUAAGAAAAAGAGGCAAUUCCAAAGCUUGUUUGUGUGGAUGGUAAGAAAAAGCAAAUGAAUAACAAUAAAUUCAUGCUGUCAGUAGCCACAGUAUGCACUGUGGAAGACCAGAAAGAAACUGGAAUGGAGGAAAGAUGGAGGGAAAUCUUACUGGACUGGAUAAGAAGAAUCGGUUAGCUUGUAUAUUUUUUAUACUUUUUGUAUAUGUUUUCUAGUUCUAAAAUGUCUAGAAGCAAUGACACUUCAUAAGCAAUGAGUUCACUUAGGGCUUAGAUCCCAGUGUUAAAUGGCAUUUCUCACUGAAAUGAACUGGGAGAAAUGGUUGAUUCCAGGGUUGGAGCAGAGAAAGUACAGGUGAAUCUGGAACAUUGUGUAUUCAAAUGUGCUCAGAACAGAUGGGGACAUAGGAACUAGGAUGAAGAGGCUCCACUAGCCAGUUAUGAGACAGCUUGAACAUUAUAAUGAAUAAUGACAAGAAUUGAUCAACAAGGAAUUGAGCAAAUAAGAAAAUUCCCUAAGUGUGCCGAGAGGUUUCUCAGUCAGAAAAUAAAUACAAAAAUGCAGAAAAAGGAAAGAAGAAAAUGAAAGGUAACUCUAUGAACUCACGUUUUUUUUUAAUAUGUACAGAUAUGUGGAGCACACACACAUGUGAUAGGUAUAGGUAGGUAGGUAUGUAAGUAGGUAGAUAGAUGUGUGUCUGCAUGCAUAUGGUUCCUAGCUCUGUCAGUUUUGACAGCUUAGAAACAAUAACACGCCUAGCACCCAGAAUUUAGCUUUUUUGUUUUCCACAAAAGGAAUGAAGGUUCCUUUGAGAAACACACUACUGGGUAUUUAUCCAAAGAUUACAAGAACAUUAAUUCAAAGGGA